CCCUCCUCUGCCUGCGAGACGAACCCCAGCCAAAUCUCCACCAAAUGCCAAGUCGUCCUCGUCCUCCUCCAGGAGGUCACAUCCUGUGCUUCUUCACAUGCCCUCUAGUCUCGUGGAUGGGGAUAAUAAUAGCUACCUGGACUUUAGCUGUGAUGCAUUGAAUCAAGAUGAGCCAUUGUAUGUGAGUUCACACUUUGCUGAUGAACCGCUCUACCAGUUUUACACUGCGACAGUGCUGGAGCGAGCAACACAGAAUCAAGGAGACUGCUCUUCAGAAGAUGAUUAUGAGGUAAUCAAUGAUGGACAUCAUAACUCUCCACCGGGUAAACUACAAACCCGUCCUUCUGCAAUGGAGCUUGUGACUCCAGCUGAUGGACGACGGACCCUGUGGUGCGAGCUGCCUGAAGUCAUAGAGAGUGGUAUUUUAAGUCAAAUCAACAGCCAGGAGAAGAAGAUGCAGGAGGCCAUGUUCGAGAUGAUUACCUCCGAGGCCUCUUACCUGAAGAGUCUCAACGUCUUGGUCACGCAUUUCGUACAGUGCCCAGAGUUCGCUGUAGAUGAAGGCGAAGAUGCGGUGCUGACCAGAAGGGAGAGACACAUUCUCUUUUCUGAUAUUUUACCAGUGAAGAGAUGUUCUGAAAUGCUCCUUGCCGACUUGGAGAAACGAUGGCAGGAGUCCGUCAGAAUCUCAAAACUGUCAGACAUAAUACUGAAGCAUGCUCACAACCACUCACAAGCGUAUGUCAAAUACUGUUCCAAUCAAAUCUACCAAGAUAGAAUUCUAAAAGAACUGAAAGAAAAUAAUCCAAGGUUCUUAGAGGUGCUAAAUCGCUUAGAAAGUUCUCCAGUGUGCCAAUCCCUUGCCAUGCACUCCUUCCUCAUGCUCCCCAUGCAGAGGAUCACAAGACUGCCCUUGCUCGUGGAUGCCAUAUUUCACAGGCUGGAGUAUGGCACUCCGGAAUGGAACGAGUGUAAACUAGCCUUAGCUACUCUAACGAAGAUUGUAGCUGAAUGCAAUGAGGGAGCCAGGAAGAUGGAGCGAAUGGAAGAAAUGCUCAUCAUUUCCCGUCAGUUGGACUUCCGAGAGGUGAAAGCCAUUCCCCUCAUCUCGGCGUCCCGUUGGCUGGUGAAGAAAGGGGAAAUGACGAGGCUCACCUGGAGAGAGAACGACGUCAAACUCACCUUUGGCAGGAGAAUAUCCAAACACACCUUGUAUUUCUUCCUUUUCACAGACUUGCUAGUAGUUACAAAGAAAAAGAGUGAUGACCAGUACAUGGUGCUGGACUACUGCUCGAGGAACAUGGUGCAAGUGCUGGAGCUGGACGCCGCAGACAAGUUCCCCGGACGCAUUUUGGACGGCCACAAGAACCUCCUUAUUUUGACAAUGUUGCAGAACCACGAGAACAAGACUGUUGAAAUGGUUGUAUCCUGUCCAAUGGAGUCUGACCGAACGCGCUGGGUGGAAGCAGUGACGCCCAGGAGCUCGGACAAUCCCGACGAGAGGAUAUACGAGGAGUGGGACUGCCCUCAGGUGCAAGCAAUUCACCCAUAUGUUGCCAAACAGCCAGAUGAACUUUCUCUAGAAGUAUCUGAUGUUGUUAAUGUUUUAAAGAAGAUGGCAGAUGGCUGGUAUCAGGGGGAGAGAAUCCGAGACCAGGAGCGAGGGUGGUUCCCCGGGAGCUUCACGGUGGAGAUCUCGUCCACCCACGUCAGGGCUCGCAACCUCCGCCAGCGCUACCGCCUCCUGGCCAUCUCCGGCUCUCUUCUGGACGAGCUGAAAAGGGAGAAGGAACGCUACGAGAAGGAAGAGAAGAAGAAGGACCGCAGAAGAACCCUGACUAUGAAGGAGGUGAUAUCGUCUCAGGCACUCAGUUAGGAGGACAGGAGAAGGGAGAGAACUGGACACUAUUUCACAUCCUUCCAAGUGGUACCCCUUUUUUUUUUUUUGCGUGUGUUAUGUUGAGUACGUUGCAAACUGAAAAGAAAAAAAAAAGAGAAAAGAAAAGCACAUUCAGAAGACACUGAUGUACUUAUGGAUUUUCAGUGAAAGAAGCAAUAAACUUUUGUCAUAUAAAUGCUGGCUUUAUUGAUUACAAUAGUGCAGAAACAUGUACAGAAACUCCUUUUUUGUUAAGCUUUUCCAAUAUCACAUCCUCCAGUGGUGGCAACAAGACAGAAUUGCGAUGGAGUAACGCCUGUGAGCAUAAGUAGUCAGUGAUGGGAAAUACCUUUGUGGAGAAGCUUAGGUAACUGAGAAAUAUUUUUUUUUUUCGUUAUAAGAUGCCUCCAACAGUAUGGAUUUGAUUUUUUAAUCUUCAAUUUGUGUAAUGGUGAAAGGGGGUCAGUAUUACACACAAAUACAGCAUAUUAUAAACAGACCCACACAAACAUGUAUACAUACAUACAGUAUAUAUAUAUACAUAUAUACUCGCAUAUGAAUGUGUGUAAGCAUAUAUUGUUGUGAUCUCUCUCUUGUUACAACUUUUAGAAGUCUAUUGAGUUUUAGUUUCCAGGACUAACAAGGAUUUUUCAGUUUCAGUGGGAUGAAAGGAGUAAUUGUGAUGUAAAGUGUAUGCAGUGAUUGUUACUCAACUAACAUAGUAGUUUGUUAUCCCAACAUUGGAAUGUGUAAUAAAUAUUGUGUAUGGAACCAUAAUCAAAGGUAAAUUCAGAUAUUUAUAAUUACAGUGUUUGAAAUACUUAACCAAAUAUAAAGGGCAAUCGUUUUUUUUUCUUUGUUAUAUAGUUCUUAAAAAAAAGGUAUUUAAGAUUUCUUUUGUAUUUGAGGUACAGCAAUGUGAAUAAGAUUAUUGAAUAUAUUGUUCAUUUAGAUCCAGUAUUUGAACCUGUAUAUAAGAAUCUGGUGACAUUCCAGAUGUAAGUUUAUUGUGUAUAUAAUGAGAAUUUGAUAAAAUACAACAAUUUUAAAGAUU
This is a messenger RNA of Penaeus indicus, 2933 nucleotides long. RefSeq names its product ephexin-1-like. Lineage: Eukaryota; Metazoa; Arthropoda; Malacostraca; Decapoda; Penaeidae. The record is from RefSeq and is a predicted model, not a curated record. The transcript has 10 exons. Gene Ontology annotation, molecular function: protein binding; guanyl-nucleotide exchange factor activity. Bases 98 to 1876 code for a protein of 592 amino acids. Gene Ontology annotation, biological process: activation of GTPase activity.